AUAUGCUAUAAUUAGGUUGUCAUGAUAAAGUCUUUUGAUUAUGUUGUUAAACAUGUCCUUCCAGGCAUGGUUUCCCACAGGAGCCUUUCAUCAGGAGAUCAGCCCCAGUGCUCCAUAUGCCUCUGUGUGUUCACCAACCCUGUCUGCACCCCGUGUGGACACAGCUUCUGCCUGGGCUGCAUUUCAGACUGCUGGGAUAGCAGUCAGCAGUGGCACUGUCCAAACUGUAAAGAGGUCUUCCUCAGUAGGCCCAGGCUCAGCGUGAAUGUCCUGCUGUCGAAGCUGACGGAUCGAUUCAGGAGGUCAGCUCUGGAGCAGAUAGUGGAGAUCAGGGAACAACCUCUCGGCAGGCCUCACAUCACCUCCACUGGGGUCAUCGCAGGGAGGUCACUUCUGUUGCUCUGCAUUCUCACUGUGGUUGUCGGAUACACAGCACACGUGUGCCAGGGCACUGCCCCAACUAAGAUGGUCUCUCAGAACCAAGAAACUGUGAUGACCACAAACGAAAAAAAACAGAAGCUGACUCAGCGAAGAGAGCAAAAUGUGCAAAUGGCCAUUACUAAUUUGGACAAAAAAAUUCGCAACCUGUCGAACAUGGUAAGAGUCUUGAUGACAAAUAUGUUGGUAACUCACACAACCUUGGCCAAACAUGAGGAGGUGUAUGAGAAGGAAACUGCACGCGAGAAAAAAAUGAAGGGGAUUAUGCAAUAUGCAGUGGACGUGACCCUAGAUCCUGACACAGCACAUCCAGACCUUAUCCUGUCAUCAGAUGGCAAACAGCUAUGGCAUGGAUACACUCGACAUAACCUCAGUAAUCACCUAAAGAGGUUCGACCACUGUGUCAGUGUCCUGGGAAAAGAGGGCUUGAAUUCAGGGAGGUUUUACUACGAAGUGCAGGUCAAGGACAAGACCGAUUGGGAUUUAGGAGUGGCCACAGAAUCAAUUAAUAGGAAGGGGAAGAUUGAACUCACCCCAAAAAAUGGAUAUUGGACAAUGUGGCUGCGGAAUGGAAAUGAAUAUGCAGCAAUGGAUCAAACUAUGGUCCCCCUUUCUCUGAGAGACACACUUGAGAUAGUGGGAGUGUUUGUGGAUUAUGAAGAGGGUCUCGUCUCCUUCUAUGAUGGGGACAGUGGGACUCACAUCUACUCUUUGACUGGUUUUGUUUUCACUGAGACUUUGUAUCCAUACUUUAGCCCUAGCCUCAAUUUUGGAGGUAAAAACUCUGCCCCAAUGAUUAUUUCCAGGCAUUUCCACUAAACUACAUGCUGAAGAUUCAACAACUGCACCAUUAAAUAGAGACACUCAGUACAUGAUCAGUAACCUGUCACCUCGAACUGGAGGCUGAAAGAGCGGUUCCAUUUUGGAGUGAUGACUGAAUUGGCAAAAGAGCCAGUGGCGACAUCUGGAGGAAGUCAGGUUUACUCAAGCUUAACCCAGGAUCCAAAAAUUGCUCCAUACAGCCCUUUAGCUGUCCAUUCUGUUUCUACCCUCAAAACAAGCUGGGGAACUUACGCCCAUCUGAGGGGGGAAGAAAAAAGGGAGAAAAGAGAAGAAAAAGGGAGAAAGAAAGAAAAUAAAUGGUCUAUUUUACAUCCAUAUCUAUUUGAUCAAUGCAUUUCUAGCUGCCUGAACACACAUAGGAAACUUUAGAUUUUUUUUAAAUACUUCUGACACAUGCAGAUCUUUCUAUUUCUUUUUAUCUGUUUCAUAGUGGUUUUUUAUUUUUUAUGAACUUGAUAACAUGAUAUGAUACUUUUAUUUAAGGUUGUCAUUGGCAUCAUCACCAUUACUAUUAUUUUCAACAUCUGUUAUAGAGGGGGGUCGGGAAAUGUGUUAUCACUGAGGGGCAUCCGGUGAGAAUGGGAAAGAAUGGAGACUUGGAUAUCCAGUUUUGAUUAUUUGCACUUUGUAUUGCUUUCACACAAAUAAAUGGAAUUAAUUGUAGGUGGGUGUAUGUUUGUAUGUGUGUGUGAUUGUGGUUGUGUGUGAUUGCA
This is a messenger RNA of Clupea harengus (Atlantic herring), 1994 nucleotides long. Its product is annotated as zinc-binding protein A33-like. The record is from RefSeq and is a predicted model, not a curated record. Gene Ontology annotation, molecular function: protein binding. NCBI's taxonomy places the organism in Eukaryota, Metazoa, Chordata, Actinopteri, Clupeiformes, Clupeidae.